This is a messenger RNA of Racocetra persica, 444 nucleotides long. Lineage: Eukaryota; Fungi; Glomeromycota; Glomeromycetes; Diversisporales; Gigasporaceae. The record is from the annotation of a GenBank genome assembly.
AUGUUAUUACUUGAAAUAUUGCAUCAAUUUGACUUCGCUAACGCUAAACAUACAACUUAUCUUGAUUUCAUUAACAUUAAAUAUAAAAUGAUUUUUGAAUCUAAGCAUCCUGAGAUAAAAAUUCCUCAAACUGGAAUCUAUCAAUAUAUGACUAGUAAUCCACAACAAAUUCCAGAUGACAAGAUACGUAAGUUGGGAUUUCAACAUGGAGAUGUUUUAGCAAUAUUUUCGCCUAAUCAGUAUGAUUAUCCUAUUGUGCUCUUUGGAACAAUCGCUGCCGGUGGCAAAGUAACAACUGCUAACCCAAAAUAUAAAGCAGCUGAAUUUUUGCAUCAAUUAAGCGAUUCAGGAGCUUCGGUUCUGACCGCUCAUCCUGGAUUUCUUGAUGCUGCAAUUGAAGCUUCAAUCAAUGCAGGAAUUCCCCCACCAAUGUAUUGUUAUUCG